Saprolegnia parasitica CBS 223.65 is the source of this 1335-nucleotide messenger RNA. RefSeq lists its product as hypothetical. The transcript is spliced from 11 exons. Gene Ontology annotation, cellular component: Cul4-RING E3 ubiquitin ligase complex. Gene Ontology annotation, molecular function: protein binding. Bases 4 to 1335 code for a protein of 443 amino acids. The record is from RefSeq and is a predicted model, not a curated record. NCBI's taxonomy places the organism in Eukaryota, Oomycota, Saprolegniomycetes, Saprolegniales, Saprolegniaceae.
GGCAUGGCGAGGAAGACAGACGCGGGCCGGGACUAUGGCCGGCCCACGAAGAAGCGCAAGCCCGCCAAGCGCGCAGCUGCAACGAAUGAGCCCAGCGCAGCCUUUCUAGCAGCUCUCGAGGCCCAGCGCGCGAGCCACACCACACCGGCGCCCGAGCCAACACCGGCGCCCACGCCCCGCGCGAUGCCAGGGUUCUACUACGACGCCGAGCAGAAAAAGUACUUUCGCGGCAAGCCGCCCGCGAAGACGCAUCUAAGCCUGCACAAGCUCGUUGUGUCGACACCUACAGCGAGCUCCGCGCGGCGCUUCGACGGUCGGUCCAACGUCGCAACGUUCCUUUCGAUGCGCCAAGUGCGCGCUGAAUGGACAAGUCGUCACGACCACGAUCUCGCGCGUCUUGUGUGGCGCAAGGCCCCUUGCAUCACGUCGCUUCUGUCGCCCGUGUACCGACCGGUCGACAUGGCAUUGGCCCAUGGCCGGCUCGCCGUCGCAGAUGCCACCGGCAGUAUUGCCGUGUGCGAAUUGACAGAGGCAGGUGUCCAAAGCAGCGUCGAGAUUGCAGCGGACGCUGCGCUGCAAAUGACGCGCGUACAGUGGCAGCGAGCCUACCAAAGUAGUACGCCAGCGCUUGGCUACACGGCGCUCGGUGGUGCCAAUCGUCCAGGGUUUCUUCGUGUGCAUCGCGAGAAUACGCUGCUUUACAACCAAGCUCUUCAGGACGCGUGGUGUCUUGCGUGGCAUCCCCACAAGUCGACGCACGUCGCCGUCGGAGCGACCCACAAGAAGGCGCGGGCCAUGGUCGUAGAUAUCGAGCACAACCAGCGCGUUCGAGGGCCGUCGUCGAGCGCAAACUCCGAUGUUUUUGCACAAGCCUUUCUGAGCUGCGGCCAAGUGCUUCUGAACGGCACGCGCAGCGGUGUCGCCUGGCUCUGGGACCUCCGGGCGCACACAGCGUGCUUGCAACUGAACCUGCCCCGCGCCGCGUCCAUCAGCGACGUGGCGAUCCUCCGCAACGACGUCUCGUGCAUCCUCGGGGCGCGCGACGGCGGCAUCGAGCGCUACGACCUCCGCGCUCUGCGCGCACCAGUGCUGACGUACGCAUUGCCGGCACCAGCGCAGGCACAUGCCACGCGGCUCGCAGUGGACGCGAAUGAGACGGUGCUGUGCGGCCACGCCAGCGCGCACGAAGUCGGUCUCUGGGACGUCGACUCGGGGCACUUGCUGUCGCGCGCCCUGCAGACACCAGCCGACGCACAACUCGUUGGUGUUGCGCUCGAUGCGACAUGUGCGUGGCGCGUCCGGCGGCACUUCUGCUUCUUGCUCGAGGAGUAUUAG